UCCUCUUUUUUAGAGAAGAGAUUUCAGAUUCACUUUACUUAUUACGCUCAUGUACAUAUUCUUCCUGCUCUUCGACGAGUCACCGAUCUCCUUCCACUCACCAUAAACUGGCGCGCAGACGCUACAUCGCUCUGUUUUACCCCAGGAUGUUUGACAGCAGGUGGCGAUCCAUGGUGUUCUUGUUGUACGGAAUUCGGUUCUACAUUCCGAUUUGCCCUCGCUUCGCUUGCCCGUGAAGAGCGAUUGCAGGCCAUUGCACGACUUGCCUGCAGUCGUUGUCAGCAGCGAUCUCAUUGCGACAUGGAUCAGUGUCAGAAUCACACAUGUAGUAUCAAAAAAAUUUGGAACGGUUUAGCGAGGAGCAGAUCCGAGACGAGCUGUGACUAG
Ostertagia ostertagi is the source of this 387-nucleotide messenger RNA. Lineage: Eukaryota; Metazoa; Nematoda; Chromadorea; Rhabditida; Trichostrongylidae. The record is from the annotation of a GenBank genome assembly.